AAUUGGAGAGAAGGAUUGCUAAGAGUGCCGUAAUAAUCAAAAGAGAAAGUAAACAAAGAGAAUCUCUCAUUGUUACAUACGUCGUUUUGAACAUUUUAUACAGAUAUUUAAAUAAUUCGCGAGAUUGUUUAUAGCUUUACAAAUGACAAAUGUGUCCACCUCUACUAAAUAUUUUGAGCUAGCAAGUCCAAAUCAGUAUCACUCAGAUGUAAAAAAAGAACUGGCAUUCCUGAUUACAUAAAAACUGUUGUUCCAGCCUUAUGGCGUGCGCCUUUUUCCUUUUGUGACUCAAUUUGUGGUGAAAAUGGGGAAAACACGGAAAACCAAUUCCCAAAAGUUGAUGCUGAGAAUGGCCAACACUGUGAAUAUGGGAUUUAUGAAAGAAAAUGUUACGGUGAACAAGCCAGAAGAAAAUAAAACAUUGGGUAUGAAGCGUACGAGACAUCCACUGCGAAAGGUAACACGAAAUACAAAAAUAUUGAAGACGACCAUGCAUGAAGAAAUUAAAAACAUUGGUUCUGAUUCGGAAGAAGAAUGCGUCCAGGAGAUCGCUGUGGACAACACUAGACAGGAUUUGGAGAAACAAGAUGAGCUAAUUCAAUUAGCGGACUCCAGUGAAGCUGAAAAAGGUCAAUCGAGUGCAGUGUCCGAUGUAAAUCCUACCGCAGCAAUCAUCCCAAAUUUUUUGGCAAAAUCACGAACCUUGAGGACGAUAACCUGAAGUUGCGGAAUCUAAACAUGAAGCUGCAAACAGCAUUAAUUGACAAACCCGGAGAAGUUUCUUUUAAAGAGUUUCCGGAAAGAAAUCGAAUAAUCCAAGCGGAAAGCGUAAACCGAGUUUGAAUGAAGCUUCUCAAGUCAAUGAAGCGUGUAAUCCGGAGAAACUGGAUCUGGAAAAGGUU
Molecule: messenger RNA, 902 nt
Organism: Malaya genurostris
Lineage: Eukaryota; Metazoa; Arthropoda; Insecta; Diptera; Culicidae
Exons: 2
Coding region: 305-721 (138 amino acids)
Source: RefSeq, a predicted model, not a curated record